GGACCGACCCAAAACUAUCCUCUAGCUUCCCGAACAGAUAGUUUAAGAAAAUAAAAAAAUUAAAAUAAAAGAUCAAUCAAAUAUUAGACCACAGGAAAUCUAGAAAAAUAACAAUAAUAAAUAAUUUCAUAACAGAUAAUCUCAAGUUACUAAACAUUAAUAAAAUGAGAGAGAAGCGGAAUACUUUGGAUGAGAGCUAGGUCAGCAAUGACAUAGUAAGCCCUAAUGUCACCAAAAGAACAACAUAUUAAGUUCUAAAUAUCAGCAGGCACAAAGACCCCAAACCAAUUUUGUGCUAAACACAGUUCAGUGCACCAAAAUUUUAAGGCAACCGUAAACAGAGGAGGAAGGAAAAAAAGAAAAGCACCUUCUAGGAGAGAGACUUCAAGUAAAAGGACAAACGAGUUGUCUACAGGUAUAUGAACGAAAGAGGGGCAUAGAGAUGGGUAAUCAUUUUAGUAAACUAAAACACAGCUAUGGCAACAAGCGAACAGAGGGUGAGGUUGUUGGGAACGUGGAGAAGACCCUUUGUUUGCAGGGUUCAUCUCGCCCUCAAACUAAAGGGAAUUGAGUAUGAAUACAUAGAGGAAGACCUCAAAAAUAAGAGCCCUCUUCUCUUAGAAUCCAACCCUGUGCACAAGAAGGUCCCUGUGCUUAUUCAUGGCGAUAAUGCGGUGCCAGAAUCAAUGGUGAUCUUAGAAUACAUAGUUGAAACAUGGCCGGGAAAUACCCUCUUGCCCGAAGAUCCAUACGAGAGGGCCCAAGCUAGUUUUUGGGCUAAUUUCAUGAAAGAUAAGAUAAAAUUUGACCCAUUAGAGAAAAGGGAAGAGAGAGAGAAGACCAUAAAAGAAGCCCAAGAAAACCUGAAAACCCUAGAAAGAGCUCUCAAAGGAAAUUUUUUUGAUGGAGAGGCUGUCGGAUACUUGGACAUAGUAGCAAGUAGUAUUGCUUUGUGGGUUGGAAUCAUGGAAGAAAUUACAGGAGUAAUAUUCUUGGAUGCCGAAAUCAUGCCACGUUUAAGUUCAUGGAUCAAAGAUAUUUUAAGUGUUGAUGUUGUCAAGGAGAGUUUUCCUACUCGUGAUAAGCUUCUCACCUACUACAAAGCUGGGGUUCAACCCACACAUGCACCUUAA
Amborella trichopoda is the source of this 1133-nucleotide messenger RNA. The record is from RefSeq and is a predicted model, not a curated record. Lineage: Eukaryota; Viridiplantae; Streptophyta; Magnoliopsida; Amborellales; Amborellaceae.